Messenger RNA from Phialemonium atrogriseum, 165 nucleotides. RefSeq lists its product as uncharacterized. Bases 1 to 165 code for a protein of 54 amino acids. The transcript is spliced from 2 exons. NCBI's taxonomy places the organism in Eukaryota, Fungi, Ascomycota, Sordariomycetes, Cephalothecales, Cephalothecaceae. The record is from RefSeq and is a predicted model, not a curated record.
AUGGCUAUUAUCAAGACACUCGACUUAAUUGCGGACAGGAUCCGGAGCACGGGGGCCGGAAAAUACCGGGAGGUGCUAGAGGACUGCACCAAGAUGCUGCUACUCUACGUGGCCGAGCUCGUGGGUGCGCGCACCGUCAAGGUUUUGGCGGCGACAAGCAGGUGA